This is a messenger RNA of Anoplopoma fimbria (sablefish), 2681 nucleotides long. RefSeq names its product UDP glucuronosyltransferase 2 family, polypeptide B3 (gene ugt2b3). The transcript is spliced from 7 exons. NCBI's taxonomy places the organism in Eukaryota, Metazoa, Chordata, Actinopteri, Perciformes, Anoplopomatidae. The record is from RefSeq and is a predicted model, not a curated record. The coding region runs from base 141 to 2384 and encodes 747 amino acids. Gene Ontology annotation, molecular function: UDP-glycosyltransferase activity.
UGUGUUAUAUAACAUGUCAUGCAGCACAAAGAAUAGCUAAGAGCAAGAGUUCAGCUUUGUUUAGUUAAUGAUUAGAUUUCUAGGAGCAGAUUUAAAUAAGGUUAGGAGCAGGCAAGCUUUCACCCAGACACACAGUCACCAUGAAGUUGGAGCAGCAUCUCUCUGUUUGUGUCCUGCUGGUACUUUGUGGGACAUGGAGCGCAAACGGAGGGAACAUUUUGGUUUGGUACACCGAAGGCAGCCACUGGAUUAACAUGAAGCCUGUGCUGGAGACGCUGAUCGACAGGGGACACCAGGUGACGGUUCUGGUCCCGAGCACGUCGAUGUUCAUGAACCCCAAUGAGCCUUCUCGCUUUGGCUACGAACCCUUCAACGUCUCUGUCUCAAUGGAGACCAUGGAGGAGUUCAUGAAAGAGUUCCUUCACUUCUCCAUGAACGAGAUGGACCACAUGAGUUACAUACAGAUUUACAUCAGAUUCAUGGAUCUGAUGAAGGACAACUUGAAGUAUUCUUUGAAGUAUUUGGACGGCGUGCUGAAAUCAGAAUCCAUCAUGAAGAAGCUGAAGGAGGCAAAAUAUGACCUUCUCCUGUCCGACCCCGUCUAUCCCGGCAGUGACUUGGUAGCAGACAUUCUGGGCGUCCCCCUGGUCUUCUCCUUGCGGUUUUCCUUUGCCAAUAACUGGGAGAGACAUUGUGGUCAGGUACCAGCUCCUCCUUCCUUUGUCCCUGGUGCUAUGAGCAAACUAACAGACAAGAUGGACUUCUCCAAAAGAGUGUGGAACUUCCUCUUCUACGCAUUGCAGGACACGGUUCUCGAAAACAUUAUGUGGAAAGAACUCGAUAAAUAUUAUUCCGAAGUCAAAGGCAGCCACUGGAUUAACAUGAAGCCUGUGCUGGAGUCGCUGAUCGACAGGGGACACCAGGUGACGGUUCUGGUCCCGAGCGCGUCGAUGUUCAUGAACCCCAAUGAGCCUUCUCGCUUUGGCUACGAACCCUUCAACGUCUCCGUCUCAAUGGAGGCCUUGGAGGAGUUCAUGAGAGAGUUCCUUCACUUCUCCAUGUAUGAGAUGGAUCAUUUGAGCUACGUGCAGCUUUACAUCAGAUUCAUGGAUCUGAUGAAGCAAGACCUGAAGUAUUCUUUGAAGUAUUUGGACGGCGUGCUGAAAUCAGAAUCCAUCAUGAAGAAGCUGAAGGAGGCAAAAUAUGACCUUCUCCUGUCCGACCCCAUCUAUCCCGGCAGUGACUUGGUAGCAGACAUUCUGGGCGUCCCCCUGGUCUUCUCCUUGCGGUUUUCCCUAGCCCAUAACUGGGAGAGACAUUGUGGUCAGGUACCGGCUCCUCCUUCCUUUGUCCCUGGUGCUAUGAGCAAACUAACAGACAAGAUGGACUUCUCUGAGAGAGUGUGGAACUUCCUCUUCUACGCAUUGCAGGACAUUGUGAUUGAUCAUGUUAGUUGGAUAGAACUCGAUAAAUAUUACUCCGAAGUCAAAGGAACACCCACCAGUGCCUGUGAGAUGAUGGGCAGAGCAGAUAUGUGGUUGAUACGAACCUACUGGGAUUUUGAUUUCCCGCGUCCUUUCCUCCCUAACUUCAAAUUUGUUGGUGGGAUUCACUGUAGACCUGCUAAACCGUUACCAGAGGACAUGGAGGAGUUUGUGCAGAGUUCUGGAGACGCUGGCAUUGUGGUCUUCACUUUGGGAUCGUUCAUCAAGAACAUCACUACAGAGAAAGGAAACAUGAUCGCCUCAGCCCUCGCUCAGAUCCCACAAAAGGUGCUGUGGAGAUACAGCGGAGAAGCUCCAGCGACUCUCGGUGCCAACACCAAAAUAUACGACUGGAUCCCUCAGAAUGACCUGCUGGGUCACCCCAAGACCAGAGCGUUCAUCACCCAUGGUGGCACAAAUGGGAUCUACGAGGCCAUCUACCACGGUGUUCCCAUGGUGGGCAUCCCCAUGUUCGCUGACCAGCCAGACAACAUGGUCCACGUUGCGGCAAAGGGAGCCGCAAUUACUGUAGACCUAAACUUCAUGAAGACUGAGGACCUUAGAGAUGCAGUCAAUGCUGUCAUCAAUGAGAAAUCGUACAAGGAGAACGCCUUGUGGCUGUCCAGCAUCCACCACGACAGACCAAUGAGUCCUCUAGAUGAGGCUGUAUUCUGGAUCGAGUUCACCAUGAGAAACAAAGGGGCCGAGCACCUGAGGGUCCAGGCCCACGAGCUCACCUGGUACCAGUAUCACAGCCUGGAUGUCCUGGCCUUCCUCCUCGCCGUUGUUCUGAUCUUCGUACUCCUCUUCAUCAAGACCUGCAGUUACUGCUUCCGGAGGUGCUUUGGCAGAAAGGGAAAGGGAAAGACAAAGACAAAGACAAAGAGAAAGGCCGAGUAGCUGACUGAAGUAAAUGGUGAAAAACUGAUGGGGGGGGGGAAAUCCACAUUAGUUGUCUUAUUGGUCUAAAUGAUGUAAUGUAAACACAAAACCCUGGAUUGUAAUUUAUGGCUUGAGACCAGUAAUCAUCGCAAAACAACAAAACAUUUUUAAAGUGUGCAGUAUUCUUGUGAAAUGAUGUACCAUGUGCUGUAAUUUGUACAUUUCAUUCCCGCCAAAAAGUAAAGUCAUUUAUUAUCCUUUACAUGCACAAAUACCAUGUAUUUGCUUUCCAAUAAACAUGCAUGUGGACCUCUU